Molecule: messenger RNA, 2987 nt
Organism: Pogoniulus pusillus (Red-fronted tinkerbird)
Lineage: Eukaryota; Metazoa; Chordata; Aves; Piciformes; Lybiidae
Gene: ST6GAL1
Product: ST6 beta-galactoside alpha-2,6-sialyltransferase 1
Exons: 8
Coding region: 594-1841 (415 amino acids)
Biological process (GO): sialylation
Cellular component (GO): Golgi apparatus
Molecular function (GO): beta-galactoside alpha-2,6-sialyltransferase activity
Source: RefSeq, a predicted model, not a curated record
GUUUCCUUUCGGGACACAUCUCUGUAGCUGUAUUUCCACUCCCCCCCUCCCCCACAAAAUUUUCGACCGUGGAAGUGGAACCGGUGAGGCAAAGGAAUGGAAGCUGCUGGUGGUCGAUGCUGUGCCCAGAACUGCCGUCUGCAACUGGAUCUAAUCACUGACAGUGUCAAAACAGAAAGAGAGGGAGAAGCUGCCAUCGUGGGGCAGCUGAAUGUAGUAGGAGCUUUUCUUGGCUGUGAAGGAGUGAGAAACCAGAGCUGCCUGAUGGAGAGCUUGAUUGAAAAGGAGAUGGGAGCACGAAGAACUGCAUACAGUGUGUGGCUGUGAACCCUGUGAUGAUAUCUCCUACAGCUCUUACUUGGCAAUCUGGAAAGAUUUGACAGGAACUGCUGUGGGGACUGAAGGAACCUGGAGAUGAAGGUGUUUCUUGAACUCUUCAUCACAGAACUGUCGUGUUUUGGGAUAUCCUGCUUAAACUCUGGAAGAAAAACUGCCAACAGCCCAAAAUGACCUGAGCUGGAUAGCUGCUGCAUUAUCCCCAGGACCAGCUUGCUGCCCUGUGUUCUGUGUGCCACUUGGAUGCACCAUACACUAUGGUUCACAUCAAUGUGCUGAAAAAGCUCACGUUUGUUCUUGUGGUGAUACUGUUGGCGCUGAGCGUUUGCCUGUGGAGAGAGACGAGAAGAAGCUACUACAUUCCCUUCAAGACUGAGAGUGAUGACUUGCAAGUUCACAGGACUUCAGAAAAAUGGAACACACUUAAAUCACAGGGUCUUUCCCAUGGGGCAGCCAAUGAAUUGGGUCAGAUACCCAAAACAUGGCUUGGUAGCCACAAUGAAGUGAAAGGCAGCACCUCUGGAACAGCUGAGAAGUUCAAGAAAGCAGCAGACUCUAUGAAAGUAUGGGAUAAGGACAGCUCAUCCAGAAAUCUCAUACCUAGGCUGCAGAGGGUCAGAAAGAAUUACCUGUCCAUGAACAAGUACAAUGUGACUUACAAUGGGAAGAGGAACGCUGCUAAACUCAGCCCAGAGAAGCUGCUCUGCCAGCUACGGGACAGGGUGGACGUGACCAUGAUACAGGGAGUGGAUAGUCCUUUUGAUACCUCUGAAUGGCAGAACUACUUACCAGGGAAAAGCCUCAAUGAAACUGUGGGCCACCUGGCUCGCUGUGCUGUCGUGUCCUCAGCAGGGUCUUUGAAGUCAUCUCAUCUGGGACAAGAAAUAGACAGUCACGAUGCCGUUUUGCGAUUCAAUGCGGCUCCCACCAAGGGCUUUCAGGAGGAUGUGGGGCAAAAGACAACAAUUCGCCUUGUGAACUCCCAGCUUGUCACUGUUGAGGAGCAGCAGUUCCUGAGGGAAGCACUAUACAACACUGGAAUCUUGAUUGUUUGGGAUCCAGCACCCUAUCAUGCAGAGAUUCAUGAGUGGUACAGAAAACCAGACUACAACUUUUUUGAAAGCUACAAGUUGUAUCGUGGUAAACAUCCAGAGCAGCCCUUCUAUAUCCUGAACCCAAAAAUGCAGUGGCAGCUCUGGGAUAUUCUGCAGGAGAAUUCCCUGGAGCAUAUUCAGCCUAAUCCACCGUCAUCUGGAAUGCUUGGCAUUGUGAUCAUGAUGACGCUCUGCGAUGAAGUGGAUGUGUAUGAAUUUCUCCCUUCCAAACGGCAGACAGACAUUUGCCACUACUACCAGAAGUUUCAUGACCGUGCCUGUACCAUGGGAGCCUACCACCCCCUCCUGUUUGAGAAGAACUUGGUGAAGCACAUCAACCAGGGCACAGAUGAGGACAUCUAUACUCAGGGCAGAGUCACUUUGCCCGGCUUCCGAAACGUGCGCUGCUAGCGGAAUGGUUCUUAGUCUGGUUAGGAUUUGUUCUUGACUGUCAAAGCACUUUUAAAAUCAGGGUUGUCAGAUGUGUUAUGUUUAAGCACUGGUGGAUUUUGACAGCUCUUCUGUGCUGCGAGACUUUUGCUUAGGACUUGGUUGCCCAACUUCUGCCAGCUGCACAGCAGCCUUCCUACAUUGUGCUACGGCUGUGGGCUGCCUGCAUGAGCCGCUGCAAUGAAUUUGCUCCCGGUAGAGCCAGACUCGUGCAGCAGGUGGAUAGUUCUGUCUUCAUCUCAAGCAAUGAUGGUGUAUGGGAGGCACAGGAGAUGCUUUCUAAGCAGAGAUUGCACAAGUCAGAUCAAAUGCCAAAUACAGUUUGGUUUGCUUCAAAGGUGUUCUGACAGCCAAAAUCCUGCUCCUGAGAAAAAUAAUGUCAAGCUUGUUCCUGUAGUCCUAGGAGCUCUUUAGAGCCAUGCUGGUUUAUGGGAACCAUGCUCAAAGCUGUGUGCUGAGAAGCUAAACUCCUAGUCCAAAACGUGGCUUUUAUAAACAGUUUGUAACACAACCCUGGCCACUCCCUGUCAAAGGGUGAGACUUCUGAAACUGUUCAGGUGGCAUUUUUGGCAAAGGAAGAGGGAGGCAAUUUGCAGCUCAGUGACCCUUGAAAGACUUGUAAAGCUUUGAACUUUUUUAAUUGCUUGAAGUAAAUUUUAGUGAAUGUCUGCUUCUCCAGUACAGUGCUGUGUGUGGUACAGAAGAAGCCUUAUUGCAGAAGCAGUUUGGGGCAGAUGCUCCAAGACACAAGUGGAAGAGCUGACUGGAAGUUGGUACCUCUUUCCAGCUCUCUGCUGGUCUACUUUUGCAGUUGUUAGCAAAUCACUUGCUGGCUUGUCUCUGGUAACAGAAGUACCAUGUAGCUGCUGCUAGAUGAGUUCCAGUUCUUGGCAAGCUGACUGAAGUUACCUCAGCUGCUGUGUGCUUUUGCUGAAGAGGUGUGGAGCAGACGCAUCGCUUCCACGCUUGAUGAGUGGUGGGGAGGGAGAGUGUGCACUGCUGCUCAUGCAGAACCACAGGCAGAACUGAGGGUUGUGCUGAUCUGUUUCAUGAUGUCUGUAAAGAAAGCUUUUUCUUCUUCUGUUUUGAAUAAAUCCUGUGAAAUCA